Molecule: messenger RNA, 4934 nt
Organism: Anas platyrhynchos (mallard)
Lineage: Eukaryota; Metazoa; Chordata; Aves; Anseriformes; Anatidae
Gene: RNF180
Product: ring finger protein 180
Biological process (GO): positive regulation of proteasomal ubiquitin-dependent protein catabolic process; serotonin metabolic process; norepinephrine metabolic process
Cellular component (GO): endoplasmic reticulum membrane
Molecular function (GO): ubiquitin conjugating enzyme binding; metal ion binding; ubiquitin protein ligase activity
Source: RefSeq, a predicted model, not a curated record
UCGGCGCUCGCCGAGCGCUUUCCGCUGCCGUUUGUCUCCCGUCUCUUCCCGUUCGCAGGAGCAGCUGCCGCUGCGCAACCCCUUCCCCGCCUCCUCCUCCUCCUCGCAGCCUCCCUCGCACGGCGCGGCCCCGACAUACAGAGCUGAAGAAUCAGAAGUGGAAAUGAGUAGCCAAGAGUCUGAUGUGCUACGUUGCUGGAGAUGUAGAAAAUACAUAGCAAAUUCUAACUGCCUUGCAAAAUGUCAUGGAAAAGAACCAUCUGAUACAUCACAACCUUCAGCUGCUGCUCAGGAGUCUUGCAAUGUAUGGCAUGUGAACUUAGAAGCCAUUCCAGAGUGGGUGAAAUGCGUCAUUGAGAAGGCACAGUGGACAAUUGGAAAACUGCAUUGUCCGUUUUGUGAGGCCCGUUUAGGGGGCUUUAACUUUGUCUGCAACACAAAGUGUUCCUGUGGACAGUUAGUAAACAUACAUUUCUGCAAAAGUCGAACUGACUAUCAGCCAGCUUUCUCUCUUAAAUUGGCAAAAUCAUCAGGAAAACACUUACCUCUCUGCAAAAUUAAGUCUGAUUUUAGCACAGAUACCCACCAAGAAGUGGUAACAGCAACUUUGGAAAUCAAACCACAAAGGCUUUCAUACAUGGCCAGAAAUAAUAAUACUGAAAGAUUAACAGAAGCACUUUGCCUUGAAGCAAGAUCUCCCAGAUCAGAGAUGAAAAGUAAAAAACUUGCCUUAAAGGCAUUAAAUCAAAAAGGAAAUCUUUCUGCUUCCUGUCUUCUGAAUGAUGCAUGCACUCUAAAACCUUUCCACAGAAGAUCACGUAGUUGGGAUUUAAAUGUCAGCAAGAGACUUGUUUUUUCACCUUCAUUUGAAACUUCCAGUACAGGAACUAUUUACCAUAUGAAAUGGUCGAAUGGACAAAAUGCAAAUCCACCUGUUUACACACAAAGUGGCUUGCAGUUAGAGUCCAACAGUAGUGCUUUUCAGGAACAAUAUAGGUCAAAUGCUGACAAACUACAGAAGAGGAUUCGAGAUACUUCCUUUACCACAUUGGUACAUAGAGGCAUAGAGAGUGAAUGUGAUUUUGAAGCUGCUGGACAAUCUUCUGGGAGUGCCAUUGCUGACGGGUCACCUUUUGUGAUGAACGUUUCUUCAUCUGUGAGUGCUGUAGAAGAGGAACAAUAUAUUGCACCUGUUGGUCUUGUGCAGCCUACAAACACUUCCGUCAACCAAAAACUGAGUAAGAGAGAAAGAAACAAGUUGAAAAGCUUAAGGAGAAAACAAAGGAGGCGAGAACAGUGGCUACAGAAGCAAACUGCAAAUGAUAACCUGCAUACAGAAGAUGAGCCUGAACUCAGAAGAGAUAAAGAAAGCUAUCUCUGUGCCGUAUGCCUGGAUGUUUAUUUCAAUCCUUACAUGUGCUAUCCAUGUCACCACAUCUUUUGUGAACCUUGUUUAAGGAUGCUUGCCAAAGACAAUCCAGCCAGCACUCCAUGUCCACUAUGUCGUACUACAAUAGCCAGAGUCUUUUUCCAAGCAGAACUGAACAACUCUACCAAGUCUUUUUUCCCUACGGAAUAUUUGAAGUUACAAGAAAGUUUUCAAAAAUCAAAUUCUGCAAAAUGGCCUCUACCAAGCUGCAAGAAAGCUUUCAGAGUAUUUGAAGGUUUUCGAAGACACUCAGAUACUGUAACAAGGAGGCAUUUCCCACAUGCUGCUCACAGAAUGGACUACAUGGACUUUGAGGAUGACAGCCGUGGAUGGCGGUUUGAUAUGGACAUGGUGAUAAUCUACAUUUAUUCAGUCAAUUGGGUAAUAGGAUUUAUUGUGUUCUGUUUUCUUUGUUAUUUCUUUUUCCCUUUCUAGUCUGUAAAAAUCACAUUUAAGGAAAACAACAAUUGUGAACACAAUAAUAUGAAUAGAAAAAAAAAAAUGAAGAAGGCAAAAUGUUUGUUUGAUGUUGCAUUUUUAUCAUUCAGAACUGUAAUAGACUGCAUCAAGCAUGCUGUGAGGCUAUUUGAUACUUCUGCUGUGUGUGACAAAGUAGUCAAGUUUGGUUCCAGAAAUAAUGUGAAAUCCAGAUCAUUCUUCAUUCAGUGGGAGCUUUGCCUUGAUUUUGGUGGGAACAGCAUUUUACUGCUAAUGUAUAAAAUAAUUACUCCGUAGAAUUAUUCAGUACUUUUUAUUCUUAGAAGAGUUCUGUGUACUAUAACAGAAUAUGAUCCAUAGAGUCAUUUUUGGGGUUGACUCUAUAUUGACACACUUUGUAAGCAUAAGUCUUCUCACUCAUUGGUGCUUCAAUUCAUUGUAUAUAUUAAAAAAAAAAUGCCUUUUAUAGUCAGAUCUGUUGGGGAUAAGCACUGCAGUGCUGCACCAUAUAUUAUAUAGAUAUUUACGGGAGCAAUUUCACUGGCAUAAUCCAAAUUCUAGAAAGUUUUGACAAUUGAUGGAACUGUCAGCUUUCUGCUGUGGGGAUGUGAUGUACUCAGUGCCUGAAAUUUCGAGCCUAUUAACCAAAAAGAGAAAUGAUAUAGCACCACAUGCUGACAAUUCAUCUUUUCAGCAAAUGGCAAUCGGAAGAAAUUGACUAACAAACCCUACUACUGAACAUUAAAGGGACCUUUUUUGCGCAGAUUCCCAGAGUAGCACUGUACCUUUUGUAUCCAUUCAGAUGAGUGCAUAUGGCUCAAGCAAAACAGUUACUGAGGGCAAGCAGCAGGUCUGCUAACUGUGAUGCCCUGUAAAUAAUAGGGAAAUAAUAGAAAUGGAGCAUUCUCCAGUUGUAAUUCAAUCUAGGUGUGAUUGAAUCAUUAUUAAAUGACUGUAACAAUUUCAGGAUACUCUUUAAGUGUGGGCUCAUCAGUACUAUGUGUCUCCAAGGAGACCAUGUAAGAGGACACAGUAUUUAUUUGCACCUUUCAUGUAAAAGAAUUAUAAAGCACUUUAUAGCUAUUCCAUGUAAAGAUUGCUGUUUUUCUGUACAAGCUACAUCAAGUUCAGCAGUCAUUCUGUACUUGCUGCUUUACACAAUAUUUUCAAAUGGAAGUGAAAAAGCAUCUAUUAAAUUACAGGGAGGAUAUUAUAAACUAUUGUGGGAAUCAAGUGCCCAAGAAUGGUACAAGGUAGUUAAAGGGCUUACUUUUCAGGAAGGUACAAGAAAGUUCUUAUUUGUGAGGGCAUGAUCUAUAAAGUAUGUAGUUUGAUCUUAAAAAGCAUGUAUAUUGUUGCUUUGGUAUCAGGAGUUGUGUGGGAGACCUGUGUUCUUUUCAGUAGGUGGUGUACUCCCCUGUUCUAGCAGAGAACAAGGAAAAAUGUGUUAUGGAAGGUGCCAUCUGCCAAAUGUGUUGGAAUGGAAUGAAAUCAGAGGUUUUAUCAGUGUGCUUAACAUUAAGCAAGUGCUUAUGCAUCUUUGCUGGAGCAGGGCCGUCAUGCUCAGUCUCUUAUAGUUUAUACAGUGAUCAGGACCAGAAACUUUAACAGCUACUACUGUUUAGUUAGUUUUCUUACAGGCUGCAUAAAAUAAUUUCUUUAUAUCUUUGAGAAUAUAUGUGUAGAAUUAAAAAUUACAAGUCUAACUGCACUAUAUGCAAGCUUAAGAAGAUGCAAUAGUUGAAAUUAAACAUCACCGUGCAGACAAGGUCAUCACAGAAAUACAUUUUCUACAAUUACAGUACCCUUAGUUUGAUCUUAACCUAAGGUUUGAUCUCUGCCUAAAAAUGAUUGGCUUUAUUAUUGGUGGCAUUAGGCAUACCAUUUUAAAUGCUUUAAGGUUGUAGUAAAGCACUCAGUAAACUUCCCCCUUUGUAUUGAUAUAAACAAGCCUUUAAAAAGCUAGGUUUUCCUUGGUCAUAGGCUCCUCUUUUGCUAUAUGCAAAUGUGUAGGUCUGUAUGCUUUAAUGUUAUCAGUAAUUUUCAAAAGUUUUCUCAUCUAUCCCAGGACAGGGAUUCUACCCACAUUUUUGGUUUGUCUCUAAUCUUACGAACUUCAUGCGCCUAUCUCAGCAAAGAGAGGGACUGAUUUACCUACUAAGCCAAAAUUACUUCUACCUUUUGAUCUCAGAAUAUACUAGAAUAAAGAGAUGUAAUGAAAAAUUACUUUAACUUAACUGACAUAGUCUGAAAUUGCAGUAUUUUAAAUUAAAAUAAUUUAACCAGGAUAUCUCCUAAAGAAAUAUCCUUAAGUAAAUAUUUUGAAAUAUAUUGAGACAUAAGAAACAUAAUAUAGAUACUAAUUAAUAAUAUAAGAAAGAGUUACUUAUAUAAUUUUUAAUAGCAUGUUACCGUGGAUUUAUUCUGAAAAAGGCAACAAGAAGAGUCAAAAAUCCAAGGUAAUAUUGGCCCUUUUUUGUACGAGCAAGAGUUGAUGACUGCAGAGUGGCUGCAUUUUCCUAAAUUUAAUAGAGUGACAGUUUUGUAUGACAUUUCUAACUGUGUAGCAGUACCUUUAAGACCUAAUCAGCAAACUCUUUCUUGGCCUAUACUGUUUUACUUCAUAUUGUUUGUUAUUAAUUCCAGGGAAUAAUUACUUUUAAAGGGUUAAUGCUCAUAGUUAAGACUGUUGCAACUUUGAGACAUCCUCCAUAGGACAAAAAAAAAAAAAAAAAAAAAAAAAGGUGCAUAGAAAGAAGGUACAUUUUUUGUCUAUUACUGCUCUUUUGAGAUACAUACCUUUUGUAAAAAGACAACAAUAAUUCAGAAGUUCAAACCUGGUUUUCAUUGAAGUCUGCCUGUAAAAUGUUGUUGAUAUCUGUAGGAGCAAGAGCAGGUCUUCUGUAAGCAAUUUUCUGGUCAAGUAGAUCCUGCUCUGCAAUCUUGUCUUUCUUAUCUACAAUGGUAUUAAAAUGUUUGCAAUAAAAUUUGUGUUGUUUGUAAUAUUUUGCAGCCAUGUACUAGCUUUUGCUUGGUGGAAUUAAAUUUUAAUAUUUUUUUCAGUGAA